AGUGAGUGUGAUGUGAGUCAGUGAGCGGUCCACCCCCCGCACCAAGGUCGCUGUGACCGGCAUUUCCUGCACAAUGACCAACAGCUCCAAGUAACCAGUGAGACAGCGUCAUCCUCAGGAACAUGGGCUCAGCUCUCAGGCUCUGGCUCUUCCUCUUGGGGCCUGUUGUCCCUCUGGAAGUGAUUGAGUCUCCUCCAGCUCUCUCCCUCCUGAGAGGGCAGACCGCUCGGAUUAACUGCAGCCUGAUACCGGGAGAGGAGCGGGCGGAGCUGGUGAGAUAUUAUUGGUGUCGGGCAAGAGACAAUCCUGACUUCAGCGGCAACGGAUCCAGGAACUUCCUGCAAAACAGCCCUCGUGUGUCAGUGUCAGAGAGUUUCCUCAUUAUCCGGGAGCUGAUGGUGAAUGAUUCUGACACUUACCGCUGUGUGGUUCUCAGAGAGAAACCUCGGCCCUGGAAAUACUUCCAGGGAAAUGGAACAACAUUGAACAUCCAAGCGAAACCUGAAAUCUAUCUGACAGCGGAUCCCCAGGAUGAAGGUGUUGGGAUACAGACACUGACUUGUUUGGCUGCGGGAUUUUUCCCGAGGAAUCUGACCAUUUCCUGGAUUGUUGAGGGGGAUGUCUCCUACCAGGAGGAGCCGGGCUCGCUGACAGUAAACACGGACACCAGUUACAACCUGAGCUCCCGGCUGCGGAUUGCAAAGCCCCAGCGGGAGCAGGGAGCCGCCGUCUCCUGUCACAUUCAGCACAGCACCUUCACUGGGUCAGUGAGGACAAGGCUCAGAGCCAGUCCAGGUUUUUCUAAGUAUUAUUACCUCGGCCUGCUGAGUCUUAUCCUUAUUGUACCGUUUUGUCUUUGGAUCAUAAAGAGUCAAUGCUAUAAACAGAAGAAUGGAAAAGAUUCAUCAUCCCAUGGUAAAGAUGUUGAUGAUCAAGUAAUGGAAAAAUCAGAAUGUGCAGAUAAUAUUUCUCUCAGCAAUGAAACUCUUCAUUAUGCAUCUGUUCAUGUCAAAACUCUUCCAAAAUCGAAACAAAAACAGGAAUUGAAAAGACCAGAGCAGGGCCAGACAACAGAAUAUGCCGUUCUAAAGGUCAAAGAUAAAAAUAAUCAAUUCUACAGAGAUUACUCAGUUGCCAGCAUUUGCCCCACAUCAAACAUAAAGCAAACUGCUAACUACAUAGGAACCACAUACGCUUCUCUUAAGAAAUGAACAUUUCAUAUCAUUUCAGAUCAUUCGUUUUCUCAAGGGCAAUUAAGAAUGCCACCAAAUUGCUGAGCUAGUCAGCAACUCUAAUGUCUUCAAAAGUGUGAUUUGGGUAGGGAAUGGUUUUGCAAUUGUAAAUGCAUAAACAAAUGUAUUUUUAA
Messenger RNA from Hemiscyllium ocellatum (epaulette shark), 1366 nucleotides. RefSeq names its product tyrosine-protein phosphatase non-receptor type substrate 1-like. Bases 123 to 1211 code for a protein of 362 amino acids. The record is from RefSeq and is a predicted model, not a curated record. Lineage: Eukaryota; Metazoa; Chordata; Chondrichthyes; Orectolobiformes; Hemiscylliidae. Gene Ontology annotation, cellular component: plasma membrane. The transcript has 6 exons.